AUGAUCUCAAAUGGUCGCAUAGCUGAUGAAUUAGCCUUAGCAGGUCACGACGUGGUUCUGUUCGAACCGGAUUUCCUGAAUGUUUCUCAUACUGUUAAUCCUGUGAAGUUCGCUCGUCGUUGGCAGCUUUCAGGAUUCUCUUCCGUGUUAAGAGAUGUACUACAAGAAUUUUCUGGAGCAGCAUUCGAACAGAUCUCAAAAUACGAAGAGCAGAAAGGUCUCCUUCGCUACGAAAGGGCUUUUAAUGAACUUUGUGAAGAUUUGAUAAACCGAGAAAGUGUCAUGGAAGAGUUGCAAGGAGAACAAUUUGAUGCCUAUUUUGGGGAGCAGAUAAAUCUUUGUGGGAACGGACUGGCUUACGCGCUUGGUAUCAAAUCACAUUUCUGGGUAUCCAGCUGCCCACUUGGCGAUUAUCAGGCAUGGGUAUUGGGCAUACCUCAACCAUCUUCAUAUAUUCCAUCCAUUAUUGGUAUGGAUAUGACAACUCAAAUGAGUUACUUAGAACGAGUGCAGAAUAUUUACUCAACCGCACUAUUUAUCUACAUGAAUGAAAAAUCAGCUGAAGAAACCAGUGAAGUUUUCAGGAGGAAGUACGGAGCGAAUUUCCCAAGUGUAUCGCAAAUUGCUGCAAAUUCGGAUAUGAUUUUUGUGUCCACUGACGAAUUUGUCGAAUUUCCACGGCCAACCCUACCGAAUGUUGUUCACAUUGGAGGGUUAGGACUUCGGGAAACAUUGGGGAACGACCCGUUGGAGGAGCCGUUACACUCUGAAAUGGAAAAAGGAGCGAGAGGAGUCGUUUAUUUUUCAUUGGGAACUCUAGUGAAUACCACUUCCUUACCUCAUUUCGCUAUGAUAUCGGUUGUGGAUAUGGUCAAACAAACUCCGGAUUACCAUUUCAUAUUGGUGAUAGACAAAAAUGAUCAGUUCACUCGGAAGCUUGCCAAGGACGUAAAGAAUGUCUACAUAUGCUCUUGGACUCCUCAACCUGCUAUUUUAAAACAUCCCCGCCUAUGUGCAUUUAUAACUCAUGGAGGCUACAAUAGUGUAAUGGAAGCAUCCAGAGCAGCGGUGCCAUUGAUCACUAUUCCUUUUAUGUUCGAUCAGAUACGAAACAGUCGAGCAGUGGAACUCACAGGCUGGGGGAUCCCACUCAGCAGGCAUUCACUUCGUGACGAUCCUCAACGGCUCACCACAGCGCUACACGAAUUACUCAACAACGAAAAGUACAAGAAAGCAGCCGUGAGAAUCUCAACAUUAAUACGAACAAAACCUUUCAAUGCCACUGAAAGGCUCGUGAAAUUCACCGAAUUUGUGCUAUUAAAUGGAGGCAUGAAGGAACUAUUGGUUGAAGGAAGAAAUAUCCCUUUCAUUAAGCAGGGUAUCAAGAGGAUUACGUUGUGUGGGAACUUAGUGAAAAGUGUAGAGGAUGUAGACUACGAGUACGAGCGUGGGCCGGCUCAAUUUUUCCUAAAUUAUCCUGAAGAAACGGCAUGGGAACCGCCGUAG
Molecule: messenger RNA, 1506 nt
Organism: Necator americanus (New World hookworm)
Lineage: Eukaryota; Metazoa; Nematoda; Chromadorea; Rhabditida; Ancylostomatidae
Exons: 12
Coding region: 1-1506 (501 amino acids)
Molecular function (GO): UDP-glycosyltransferase activity
Source: RefSeq, a predicted model, not a curated record